Condylostylus longicornis is the source of this 1682-nucleotide messenger RNA. Its product is annotated as membrane-bound alkaline phosphatase-like. The record is from RefSeq and is a predicted model, not a curated record. Gene Ontology annotation, molecular function: alkaline phosphatase activity. Lineage: Eukaryota; Metazoa; Arthropoda; Insecta; Diptera; Dolichopodidae. Gene Ontology annotation, biological process: dephosphorylation. Bases 36 to 1610 code for a protein of 524 amino acids. The transcript is spliced from 2 exons.
GAAAUAUUAACUAAAUUUAAUAAAUUAAUCGGAAAAUGAGAUUUUAUUUUAUAUUAAUAUUUUUUACUUUAUUACAAAUUUCAAUUUCUGGAAUAAUACCAAAUCCAGAACAUCCAGCUAAGUUGACUGAACGACAUUCAAAGAAUAAUUAUAAAAUUAAUUCUGAAGAGAAAACAAAGGAAUUUUGGAUUACAAAAGGCAAAAAAUUUGUUGAAGAUCAAAGAAAAUUAAAAGAAAAUAAAAAUAUUGCUAAAAAUGUGAUUUUUUUUAUUGGAGAUGGUUUAUCACUUUCUACAAUAGCAGCAAGCCGUGUCUAUCAAUAUGGAGAAGAAAAUUCAUUAUCAUUUGAACAUUUUCCUUAUAUAGGUUUAGCAAAAACUUAUGCAAUUGAUAAAAUUGUUCCAGAUUCAGCGUCAACUUCAACUUCAUAUUUAUGUGGUGUGAAAGCAAAUUAUGGUACAUUAGGUGUUAAUGGAAAUAUUAAACGUAAAGAUUGUGAAGCCACACUACAAGAACAAUAUUAUACAACAUCUAUUGGUAAAUGGGCUUUAGAUAAAAAAAAAUCAAUUGGUCUAGUAACAACAACACGUGUUACGCAUGCAUCACCUGGUGGUCUAUAUGCACAUAUUGCUGAAAGAAAUUGGGAAAACAAUGAAGAAAUAGAGAAAAACUGUAAAAAUUAUGAAAAUUAUAAGAAAAUUAAAGAUAUUGCUGUACAAUUAAUACAUGGUGACGUCGGAUCUGAAAUGACGGUUGUAUUAGGUGGCGGGCGUAGAGAAUUUCGAGAUAAAAAAAUGAAUGAUGAAAUUGGUUUAGAAAAUGCAAGAACAGAUGGUAGAGAUUUGAUUGCAGAAUGGAAAUCAAUCGGUGAUGAAAAUAAUGAAAAUCGUACCUUUGUGUUUGAUCGUCAAGGAUUAUCAAAUGUUGAUGUAGAAAAAACUGACCGACUUUUAGGUUUAUUUAAUAGUGGGCAUAUGAAAUAUAAAAUGGAAGCCAAAGAUUAUGAGCCAUCAUUAGAAGAGAUGACAGAAACAGCUAUCAAAUUAUUACAAAAUAAAAAUGAUGAAAAUGGUUAUUUUCUAUUUGUUGAAGGCGGUUUAAUUGAUGUUGCACAUCACAGUACUUACGCCCAAAUAGCAUUUAAUGAAACAAUUGAAUUUUCUAACGCUAUUGAUAAAGCAAGGACAAUGACAAGUGAAAGUGAUACUUUGAUUGUUGUUAGCUCAGAUCAUUCCCAUACAAUGUCAAUUGCUGGUUAUCCUGAUCGUUAUAAUGAUAUAUUUGGUACUGCAGCAGAAAGUGAUCGAGAUGAUUUACCAUUCUUAACCAUAAAUUACGCAAAUGGUAAAGGAGCUGACAUCUAUAUAAAUUCUGAAAAUAAUGCAAGACAUGAUCCUACAGUAAUAAUUGAUUCUAAAAAUCCUAAAGCAUUAUUUCCAGCGACAGCACUUAGAGACAGUGAAACACAUGGUGGCGAAGAUGUUGCUGUAUUUGCAUCUGGUCCAUGGGCACAUCUUUUUACAGGAGUCUAUGAACAAAAUGUUCUACCUCAUUUAAUGGCAUAUGCUUCUUGUAUUGGUGACGGAUUAAAACAUUGUGCUAACAAUUAAUUUGCAUAUAGUUAUUUUUUUGAAUUAAUUGUAGGUUUUAAUCGUAAUAAACUAUUUAACAACACAAGUAAA